Messenger RNA from Pocillopora meandrina, 22934 nucleotides. The record is from the annotation of a GenBank genome assembly. Lineage: Eukaryota; Metazoa; Cnidaria; Anthozoa; Scleractinia; Pocilloporidae.
AUGGCGAAUGAAGAUAUCGAUAGAUUUUGCGAAGAUGGAUUGCUCCAGAAAGAUUACCGGAAGCGUUACGAGGAAUUCUUAACUGGGGUGAAAGUAGCUACAAGAGGGAAAAAUACUAUCAAAGAUAGCUCUUGUUACAAACUUGAAACUUACCAUGACACGUACAGAUAUCGAAAGGCGUUACUGAAGGUGUUCAUUGACAAGAAGAAGUCGGAAAACUUCAAAUUGACCCAUAAAACGAUACCACAGUUUUUUCGCGAGCUUGAACGUUAUACAUACACAGAAGAGGCUGCAGAUAAACGCAAGGAAAGUGAAACAGGAACUUCUCUUAAUAUUUUUGGGCAGGAUGAUUUCAAGGUAGAGGGUGUUGUUAUCCGAAAGACAAACCGGGAAGCAUGGAUUUUGGUGAAUAAAACCUGCAUGUUUAAUGGAAAAAAGAAGUAUGAAAAAGUCGAGCUUCUUCUCGACCUUGAAACGUUUGGCGCAGAUGAUGUCAGCAGAGCAUUUCUUAAAGUGGGUGACAUUCUUGAGAUUGCAAAAGGUCCCAAAGAAACUGAAAUAGCUCUGGAGCCAGAAAUUAUUUGGUAGGUUGAGUACAUACGUUUUAAAAAACUGUAUUUGAGCAUAUAACAUGAUCAGGAACGACACCGCUUAACAUAUUAAUGUUAGAAAUGAAAAAGAAUUAUCCAUCAAUAGAAGUCUCUUAUCUAUUGCAAAUAAAAGACUUCCUUUGAUGGAUAAUUCAAACCCUUUCCACCUUAAAAUAAGUUUGCAUAUUCUCUAAACUGUUCUCUAUAUAUUUCUUAAGGUGCUAACAAGGAGAAUUUGGUAACAAUCAAUAGCUUUGUUAGUUGGUGAUCAUUUUCUUUAUUCUCAUGACCUCAAUGUUUGAUUCAGGGGUGAUUCUGUGAGGAGAAAUUAGAUGCUAUUCUGACCCUUGGGGUUUAAGUUGGGCAGUGACAUGGGUUAGUACCAUAAUACAUUACACACCCUUAAUUUCCAUAAGUUAUCAUCACCCAACUUCUCACAACAUGACCAGAUUGUUCAAAAGACAGGCAUUGGUUAAAUGAAGAACUGUUUCACCUUAAGUAUAUUUAAUUGACUUUGGAUGGUCGGCUGAAUAAAUGGUACCUAAAGGGUUGAUUUUUAUGCUUUCACUUUUCAGCUGUUACAAAUUAUCUGAGAAAGAGAUUGAAGCAUUUCUCAACCAUGUGCUUAGGGUAGAAAGUGAUGGGUCAUCUGCUGCUACAGCUGAGCUGCUAAGGUAAAUAAUGUCAAUAAAUAACCUGAUUCCAGGGCAGUUACUGGUAAAUGAAUUGUUUAUUUACUCAAUACAAAGACUUUUGCAUGGCAAAAAACUAUCAGUUACAAGUUGACAACUACAAAACACCAAUUAUCCAUGUGCUUGCUCUCUUUUUUCAAUCACAUCCUAUAACAAGUCACAACAACUGCAGUAUCCUGCAAGCAGCAGAGUGCCUCUUAUUUUAAGACAUAAAUUGGUUCAAUUGUCUUUCUAGUUCCCAGCUUAUUGGCCAAAUUUGAGUUACUUACUCAAAUCCAGUUUUACUACCAGGUAAUAGUCCAUUUUACAGUGCUUGGUUGCCAAGCCUUUGAACAGGAAUGAGGCUAAGGGCCACCUUGUUAUGAUACAAACCUGUUACUGCUUUUCAAAUGCAAAUUAAUUUGUUAUCAUGCUAACUAGAUGCUGGUCUCUAUCACAACAAGAUCACCUUCAGCCUCACUCCAAAUCAAAGGCUUGGCAACUAAGUACACAACUAUAAAAUGGGCUAUUAAACAUAUAGAACAUAAAAAAUCCUUUUUUUGUAAAUAAAAUACUUUAGACCACACAAUUAUAAUAAUCUUAGUUUGUUCAAAUUGAAUUGCUUAAUCUUCCAUUUAACUAACUGAAUGUUUGUUGAAAUCAUGAAAUUAUAUAAAAUAGGGCACAUAUAUAUCAGUUGACGAUUCAUUCCUUUAGUCUUUAACUGUAUGUACUGAAACACUAAGAGUGAAUUUUUAUAUGUUAAUGGGGAAAGUGAUGUUCAGAUGACAUGGUAUUUUAUUGCAAGUAACUUUUAUGCACAAUAUGUAACAACUAUUAAACUGAGCUUUAAGCAGCCAGGUAAAUAUCCACCACUGGCCACUGACUCUGAUGACAUGCGAAGGUGAUCCGUUGUUUUAUUAUAUACUAAAGCAGUAAGAUAGUAUGGCAGAAAAAGAUGAUUUAAACUAUAUGUUUAUGGAUGCAUUAGUCCCACUCGCACUGAUGCUCAGAAGUGAAAGGCUAUUAAAGAAUAUUCAGAGUUUGAGUAACCAAUGAGAAUGUGUCUCCAGCACUAUAUCCAGGGUUUUAUUAAUUACUAAAAUGAUGUUAUUUACUGAAAAUUUACUGACCCUUAUAGCCUCACACUUGUUUGCCCUAACUUGAAGUUUUAGUAAAUUUUUCUUGUUAUUUGUUUGUUUGUUUUUCUUACAGUUGGGUGUUCUACUGAUUUCAGGGAAAUUGACUUAAUUUACUAUUAAAAUUCACCAUUUCCCACCUGGAAAGGGAAUUAACCUGCCUGGAGCUGAAACUGGUUAUAUUCCCAGUUAUUUACCACCUAUUCUAUCACAUUUUUGAAACAGAGUUUUCACAGUUCAAGGCUCUCUAGCUGUGAUCUGAUUUUUUUUAUUACCACUCAAAUUGUAAGGGCAAAAUUCUUUGUCUUCACAACUCCAAUAUAUUUCUAUGAAUAUUGAAACCUUUAAAACUGAUCAGAAGGUCCUAGGUAAUAUAACAAGUGGCUUGUAUUACCCUUGCGAACUGAAUUCCCAGUUUUCUGGGAAUUUGAAGGAAUUCUCAAAAAUUCCCAACUGCACAAAUAUAGGAAAAUUUUUGUUUCUUUUCUUUGUUUUUCUUGUUUUGCUUCUUGACUGAUCUAAUAGUUUUGUUGUGUUGCUUUAAUAUAAUAAUGCACUUACAUUCUUAACAGGUGUCAUGCUUUUUGGGAAUACAUCCUUCAACAUCCUUGGGAAGAUUAUAGCAACGCAACCAAGAAAAAUUUUGCCCACAAUGUCUUACUUAUUAUUGAUAAGUUAUGCUCCAGUACUCAGAGAGGAAUGCUACCAACUGUUCAAGGAAUUGUUCAAGAAUUUUCAAAGAGUGCCUUCUUCAAAUUGGUCCUUCCUGAAAUAGUUGAGAAUUUAGCCAAAGAAAAUUGUAUCAGGUAAUAUUGGUGGCAUUGAAAAAAGUGAACAUGCAAAGAUUUAAAAAAUUUUUUUCAUCUACUAGUAGAUUACAAAAUCAAUGUGUAUGAAUUAUGACACAGGCUAGCUAAGGGUAUAAAAUACAAAGAACAAACUGAAGCUUAAUUCAUGGUUUUCCUCUUCAGUUAAAUACAAAUGCUAGUAGAUUGUGGUGUGCAUGAUUAUAUAUUAGUCUGAAUUUCAUACCCUGGCAUUACUUGCCCAUGUUUUUUUACCCUUAAUGUUUGGGUUUUAAUACCAAAUCUCUACUCUGUGAUCUGUUUCAUUCAACACUUUGCUUUCAAUUCUGACCUAAACAUUUUAAAAUGAAUUGCCAGACAGCAAAAGGGCAAAGUAAGGGACGCCUUUGCAGAAAAUGGUUUGUGAGAAGUCUUGGAUGAUUGCAUAUAAGCUCAAAAACCAGUGCUUCCUUGAUCAAUCAAUCUUGUUUAUUAGGAUCCUAGCCAAGGUAUCCCUGUAUGUGUACUCAAUUGAGCCAAACAUAUUUUAGGCAGCAUACGAUGACAAUUAAUUUAUUACCAACCAGCUGAAAGUGUAAGGGAGGUGUUAUUUUGUUCUUGUCAUCUGUUAAGUUUUCAAAUUGUCAAAACAGAAAAACAUAGUGAUUUUGCUAUUUGAAUCAUCAGUGGAUCCUUCAAAGUGGUGCAGAAUGUUCUAGAACAUGUCCUAAAUGUUUCACCUUCCUCUGGUCGAAGAGUUCUACCCAUGGCAAAAGUUCUUGCUGAAAGCUUAGUGAACAGCUCUUGUGGGAAAUCUGCUGUAGACUUCCUGGAAAAGUUGUCACUGAUGGUUGCCAUUGCAGUGCCAGGGGUCCAUGCAGAUCUUGAGGCUUUUUCAUGGAGAGAUCUUCCCUUGCUGCUACUGAGUGAAGAAAUCCAUAAAGAUUCAACAAGUCAGUGCAAUUAUCAAUUAAUGAUUUAAAUAAACAUAUAUUUUUGGUUAAACUAAACCUGCUAACCGUUUUGCUAGGCUUGAGUAGCCGCUACUCAAACUUAAGUAAUUGUGUAGUGCAAGCAAAUGUGAGUCAAACAGAUGCUACUUUCUGUGGUUUACUAGCUAGGUAAUUUUUUUCUCAUUUUAUUACUGAUGGACAAGUUAUACAAACAAGAAAUCCAGAUUUGUUAACCAACAAUGAAAAUUGUGUUAAUAUCCUUUAGUAUAUUGCCAUUAGACUUAUGAUGGUAGGUGCAUUUAAUUAUCAAUUAUAAAAUGAGCUCAAGUUUUCAUGAUUCAUCUAUUGAUUGAAGAAACUAGAACAACUGACUUACCAGUGAUCAAGAAAGAAGGCAAGUACCACUCAGAAAAAGAAUACUUGAACACUUACUUCAGACUUCUAAGAGAGGAGUGUUUUCACAAGUUGAAGAAUGGAGUUUCACACUUUUUAAGCAAAGGAAAGUGUGAUUCAAAAGAAGCGAUGAUGUAUAGGUGGGAACAAGUUUUUUGAUUUACUUUCAAUUUAUGGCUAGCAUGUGUUAGGUACAUGAAGAAUAGUUUGGCCUCAUUCUACAUAAUCCUAUGGGUAGCUAUACUUCAUUACUUGUGAUUUAACAUGAAGAUUUAGAAAUCAGUGGACUGUGUUUUUGCCCAAAGAUUAGAAGUUUGAAUUGACCAUCAGUUCCACUGCUUCUACUUCAUCCUCAUCCUCCUCUUCAUCCUCAUCCUCAUCCUCCUUCUCCUCAUUAUCCUCGUCCUCAUCCUCCUUCUCCUCCUCAUCCUCCUUCUCCUCCUCCUCAUCCUCCUUUUCUUCCACCUCAUCCUCAUCCUCACCCUCCACCUCAUAUGCUAUGCCUCAUCCUCAUUCUUUUCCUUAUCCUCCUCCUCAUCAUCCUCCUCUUCCUCUUCAUUCUCAUCCUCAUCCUUAGCCUGGCAUCCCCCCUCAUCCUCCUCCUCCUCUACCUCAUCUUACUCCUCAUCCUUAUCUUCCUCCUCUUCCUGAUCCUCAUCUUCAUCCUCAUCCUUGCCCUCACCCACACCCUCCUCUUCCUCAUAUGCUCUGCCUCACCCUCAUCCUCCUCCUCAUAUCUUCAUCUUCCAUCUCCAACACAAUUAUGUUGUAGAUUUGAUGUAACAUUAAGUCUCUUAGAUAUUGCAGAUGUUAUAUAUUGCUAGUAAAGUGUUGAUAGUGAUUGCAAUUACAUCUAGGAUUACUCUGAAAGGACUAUGCACUCAUAAACGAGAAAACUCUCCAACCACCAUGUCGAUUGGAUUGCAAUUUACUGUUAACUCAGAGGAAAGGAUUGACUGGGGGUGAGCGCUUUGUUAAGUUUGAGGUCUUUGGAUGUAUAAUGUCAUCAACAGCUAGAAGGCAAGGAGACCGAGGAAGCCACCGGGCUUAUGGGAGAGCCACCUCACCUUACAAUAAUGAAUCAAGUAAAGAAAAAAUGCUGCGAGUGUGUGGCUUGGCCAAUUCAGUGAUUAUUUAAGUAAAAACUCUUGCAUUUUUGUCUUAAAGUUAAGGUUUGGCAAAUGAGUGACUGAUGUCAGUCCUAUAGGAGAUGAUGAUAUAAUGCUUACGAUACUAGACCAGACAAGAAAGUCAACUAAUGAUUAUAGUUAAUGUAUGUAGAAAUGUGUAUGUUUACAUCUGCGGUAUGUUAUCUGUAACAGAUCUGCAAGUUGGCUUGUGUAUGGAAAUCUACUGUGCAUUUCUUGUGAUGGCUCAUUUGAACAGCCUGUUUGGGCUGUAGUGGAAAAGGUAGACCAUGAACAAAGGUUGGUUACUUUUCUUAAUCUACUUCCAGCACAGACAGCCCAAGAAUGAAAUUCCUUUACUCACCUGUUGUGUCAUUUCAGUGAUUUGUGACUCUUGCGUGUAAUUCAUAGAGGUAGUAACUAAAAGUAGUCACUCCACUUAAAUAUAAAUGGCAUGUUAGGAAGCUGCUAGGUCGAAAUUGCUUUGGUGAGAUUAAUCUAAUUGAAACAUUUUUCUCAGUAAAUAUGAAUGAAUUUAGGAUUCUACUUCAUAGGGUCAUGGCCAAUGGAGGGCUGUUUGACUGGAAAAAAGGUUUUUGUUGGAAAAUUGGAGUUACUAAAAUGUAAAUUUUCUUAAAGCUUUGCUGGCAGUAAAGAAGAAAACAAUCCCUGCAUUUUUCUCUUGUGGCUACUGAUUAACCCCAGCUCUCUAAAUAUGCUUCAACCAUAGAGUGAUAUGGGUGGCACUUUGUGGUGAUAAAACAAACAACAUAUCAGAGGCAGAAUUUGUAAUCAAACUACAAGGGAUAACAGAUGAUGGUAGGUAAAUUAAAGAUAAGAGGGAAUUGAUGCUUUUGAUUGAGGUUUUUAAAGAAGCUCAUUUUUGUUGUUAACUGACAGCACUUAAUUAUUUGAAAGUUAAAUGAGCUACUCAAGAAUGUAGUCUUGUCAACUGACUUAAAGCUGUAAACAACUGAUCUUUGAAAAAUUCAAUGUUGUUACUCAAUUGACUGAACUAGUCAGUUGCACGGGAGAUGCUAACAAUAAAUUGUAGGGGGCGAGGGAGGGGAGGGGGUUUAGCUUGAAAUAGGUAAUUAAUAGCAACCUUUUUGACUGAUAGCCAUUUUGUUAUAUUCAGAUCUGUACUAAUGUAAGGAUUAAUUUUACUUGAAAACUAAGAGAUCAAUAAUACAUCCCACUAAUGACAUUUUAAAUAAAAAUUUGUUGCAAGGUAGCAUCAGGAGAGGUUAAAUAUGCCCUGUUUCACGUUCGACAGAACUACCCAUUGAAGGGAAAAUAGCAAAUCUUUUUCUCAUAAGCAUGUGGGCUAAUUUUUGCAUGCCUGCAGUUAUGAGUAAUGUAGUGCCCAGUUCAGGAUUAGCCUGGCAGUAUAGUGACAGAAUCACCUAAUUUUCGGUUGACAUUGUUUAUUUUAGUUGAAAUCUGAUAAUUCUGGAUACAGCACAUGACGGCAGAGUUUUUUCAACCUUUCUGCAGUCAAAUUACUCACCAUUCAGUCACAGACUGUUAUUACAUAAGUUAUAUCGACCUUGAGUGGUAUGACUGCGUUAUAAUGCGGUGCUGAUGAAAUACCUGGACGUGUAUAACACGAUUGUAACACUUUCGUUUUUCUUUUUUGGAUACCUUUAAUAGGGAAAGAAGCUCACAUGGCUGAAAGCCAGACAUUUUACCUGUCUUUUGGUCCGGCUAUGGAUAUUUUGCAACACAAAGGUUGAUCAUCGUAGAUCCGUCUUAUCACAGUUAUCAAUCACCACUGGCAAAUUAGCUCAGUCUCAACACACAGGUUGAUCAUCGUAGAUCCGUCUUAUCACAGUUAUCAAUCACCACUGGCAAAUUAGCUCAGUCUCAACACAUAGGUUGAUCAUCGUAGAUUCGUCUUAUCACAACUAUCAAUCACCACUGGUCUAUUAGCUCAGUCUUAUGAUAUCCUUUAGUCAUCCAAUAAUGUCCUAUGUGAUUGAGGAUAUUAGUGUUCAUGCAUCCUACGUAAAGUGUUAACUGGAAAAUUUCUCAUAACCAUUAUUAUAUUAGUUAAUGUUCUUUAUCGACUGCAGAACGUUGACCUGAUAAUAAUCUGAACUGUUUUUGCCAAUAAUUGACCCGUUCAGAGAUACAUACAUACAUACAUACAUACAUACAUACAUACAUACAUACAUACAUACAUACAUACAUACAUACAUACAUGCAUAUAUGUUUGAAAAAAACUUUUAGUUUGCAAACAGUAAGGCAGUAAUUUUCAAGUUGUCCAUUUCCUACAUGCUGGUGACUCUUUUAAGUGCGAAUUUUGUAGGAAUUCUUUAAAAAAAAGUUGUUAGAUUCUUAAAAGAUGCAAGACAGUGAUGUAUUUGCUUUUGUCAACAGCUACGUGUAUGAUUAAUUUUUGACUGAUAUUUUCUAGAUUCUGUUCCGUUCAAGGAUUUCUUAGUACAUCCAGAGGCCAAUCACAUGUGUCAAGCUGAGUACGUUCGUAAAAUAGAAGCUCCUCCUGACUGGGGAAUCAUAUUUGAGUCUCCACCAAAGUCACAUGACCAAGAUGAGUCUUCAGUGUACUCUCUUGUGGAAGACUUUGAAAGAAUGAAAUUAUCAAAUAUCAAGGCAAAACUAGAUGACACACAACUCGAUGCAAUUGACCUUGCACUUAAGAACAAAGUGGCCUUAAUUCAGGUAUGAUUGCGUAGUACCUGUUGAUAUUUUUGGGUUGUCUAUAAAAUCUUAAGGGUUUUGGAGGAUUACGGAUUACUUAUGAGAGAAAAUGUUUCAAUAACGACCAAGAAAGAAAAGCUGUCAGCCUACGUUUUGCAGAUCCCAUGCUUAUAUUUCUCAGAAAAUCUGAGAAGUGUGGAAAACAUUCGAAAACUCAACAUAGGUCAGUUAUGCCCUCAGCCCCGUGAUCAGACGUUUAAUGGUAUUACUACUGACAACCACGAUCAAAUUUCCAACAUUUGAUUGCAUUGUGCAUAAUGCUUUGAGUAGUUUGAUUGAAAGCUCAUAGUGAUUUCCUACCGGCACUAAUUUUGUAAUUUUUUAAUUAAAAUGGCCUACAUGUGAUACAUACAUAUAUAGUUUAUUGGCUUGUCCUCACGGGGCUGUUCAGAGUCAAUAUGAAUCCUAAAAUUUUUAUCUUUCAUGCAGGGACCUCCAGGAACUGGGAAAUCUUUUGUUGGUGUGUCUCUUGUUCAUUUGUUAUUGUCAAUGGAUGUACCGAAGACAUUUGGACCCAUUUUUGUAAGUAUUUAAUGUAUAUUGAGAAUGCAUUACUCCAUAAUCUCUUUGUUCAGCCCCCUCUUGAUUUUUAACCGUUCCCCACUUAUGAAUGGACUAAAUUUAUCAUAUGCCCCUCUCUCUGUCGAGUCCGCCCUUAUGGUUGACAAUAUUUGAUCUGAUGAGCCAUAUACAAUGCACUAAAUGUGAAAACAAGGCGUUUUGCAUGAGUUUGUAGUUUGUUACCAAACGAAAGAUGAUUGAUAUGUACUACGACCAUUUGGUAUUUGUCAACAAAACAAUAACAGGGGCACGUAAAGGAAAUGGUGGACAUAUCACAUAAUGCCAAAUCUUUAGCAAAAAUUCAAAAAGGCGUGACUCAGAAACAUUUAUUUCCGGAAAUUGUUUUCAGUUGUGUAGAGGCUUUAAUGUUGCAGAUAACAUUAAUUGUUAUGAAAAUGCUCACAACUUGAGGUAAGAGCUAAAAAUAGUGUGACAUGCACAUCGCAUGAAAUGUUCAAAAAAGGUUUGUUAGCCUGUGCUGACGCCGCCGCAAAAACGAUCAGUGAGGGUUCGAGUGGAAAGACCACCUGUUCCAAAUUUCUCAUGUUUGCCACUUGAUUGAUUUGUAAAGGUUAUAAGCGUACUGAUGUUUUUUUUCCUUUCUUACCCUGUUAUUCUUACUUGACUAUUCAAAGGUUGUCACUUACAAGAAUGACGCUGUAGACCAUUUCUUGGAAGGGUGUCUAGAUUUAUCGUCUAAGCCCAGAAUUGUCCGUGUUGGAAAGUCAUCAAGAUCAGAAAAGUUGGAGGACUGUCUCUUGUUUAACGUAAGAUUUGUUGGAUCUACCUGGGCUUGGCUGUUUGAAACCUAAUUGAAACUAAUCCUGGGUUACAUAUACAUAAAAAUAAUUCAUUUUCAUGAUGUUUAAAUCAAGAUUAGUGCUAAAUGUCCUUUCAACAACUCGGUCAAGGGUCCGUAGUAGUGCUGCUGCACGUUACUGCUGAUAAAAUUUUGUUGGCAUUUGUUGGAACCAUCACCGAUCAGAUGACACUAUAGAUUAAAAAUGAACUUUUGAAACGUUUUGCUUAACAUAGCCUUUUCUUUCAAUUACUGGAUUUUGUCUAUUUUACUUGCCUUACUUUAGAAUUUUCACGAUAUUUUUCUAGUAAGCAGUUUACGUGAAGUUGAAAUUUAAUGCAAGCUCUUUGCCACCAGCUAGCAAGCAGUCCCUCUUUAAAAGCGUUGCGGCACGAGCGUUUUUUCGCCCAUGUAGAGGUAUGGGUCCUCAAGCGAGACCUCUCGCGAGCCGGCGAGAGGUCCGCAAAAGCUUUGGCACUACUUCUCGUUAUUUGUACCAGAUCCCUUAUAGACCUCUCGCCGGCUCUCUUUGCUCAGGGUCUGAAACCUACUCGCGGGCAAAGGAGCGGUCAUCCAGUAAUAAGCCUGCGCAUUUUUGCAUAGGUGUGUAAUGAACUUUAAAUGAUAUUUGAUUUGACAAUUUUCCUUCUAAAUAACGCUUGUGUGAUCUCUAUUCAUAUAGGUAAAGUCAAAGUUUGUGUGGUCUGAAGUUCUCAAAACGCAAAAAGAAAAACUCAGAAGUCAACUGCGAAAUAUGCAACAUCUCGUGAAAGAGGCAUACUCGAAACUUCAGGGUUCCUGUGUUUUUAAUGCUGAUAUGUUCAUCCAGGUGUGGAUCUAUGUUUUAAAGUACCCCUCAAGGUGUUAAUUUGUGAUUCAAUUAUUCCAAGUGACAAAGGGUUAUUAUAAACCUUAUGCAUGUUCAUGUGAAACUCGAUGGAAGACGGUUGGUUGAUGGUACAUUUGCCCGUCACCUUAUUACUCCAUCAGGAAGGCAAUGGGGCUUUGAUUUCAUACCAGUGACGUACAAUUCUCCCCAACUUUAAGUUCUGAUUAUGUGAAGGGUGGGUAAUGUUACUAUGUGAUUAGAUAAUUAUUUGGCGGAUAGUAUAGUUUGUUUUCGAACACUUAUGCACUUUAGAAAUUAGUUUACCCGUUGGAUAGCGUUAUCCUACCCUCAAGCUUAGACUGUGCUGUGUGGCCCUAUGGAAUAGCUGCAAAAACGUACUUAUGUUCACCCUAAAAAUUUUUCUUAAAGACAGCAACUGAAAAACAGGUCAGGGAGCUCCUGAUAGAAUCAAAUGACCAAGCGAAGGUGGAUAAGCUACUCAAAGAGAGAAGCAUGGAUGGGUCAUAUAAAUCUCACUUGAAAGGUGCAGGAAUAUUUCAUUUGUUAAACCUUUCUUACUUUUCCCGACUUAGAUUCCGAGAUGUUGUAUGUUUUUUCCUCAAAAAAUAUUUUGAUAUGAGAAAAACUUGAAAUUUUCGUAGGGAAAAUUUUCAGCGAUUUAUGAAAGAUCGACGUCUGCCAAAGGACUGAAAUAGUUUCAAUAAUGAUUUAAGUUUAUAGUGCAAAACGCAGUUGAAGUGUUGUUCUUUAAAUUUGAAUUUUUUACUUGGUUAGCACUAAAAUAGUUCAAAAUGAGUCGAGACGAGUAUUUAAUGUUUUGUUCCAACGUGUUUCUUUGGUGACAUUAUUACCUUGCUUAUCUGACUAACUCCCUUGCUUUGAAGAAAAUCUCUCUUUGUGUUGGACGUUACAGGGCGUGUAAGAAACGCACUAGGCAAGUGGCUUCCUGGACAAGUAGAAUUUGAUCGGUUUGCCAGGGAGAACGGAUUUCCAGGAACGAGUAGCAAGCCUUCACAUUCAGUUACUGAAUCAAAGUCAGAGCGCACAAGGUACUUUUGAUGCUUUCAUUUAUUAUUAUUAGACAGAAAAAAGGUAAACAGGGCAAAUUUGUGGCGAUACAAGUUGAGUGAAAAUCGAUGAACGCCCGUUGGCCUACCUGAAACGAAACAAAACUUAUCUACGUUUUGCAAUGAUUGCAGCUUUAUUCUUUGGUACUGCAAACACGGAGUAAGGUCGUAACUGCACAAGCGCAGCGUGGCGCAUUUCUCUCCGAAGGCAUUUACCGGAAGAAACCGGGUGUCAUUCUAAUUAACUGAGAAAAGAAUUUACAUCAGCGAGAUUCUCGCGAAUUCUCGCACCUCGUAAACGGUUGGGGCUUGCGAUAGAUUUUCAGAGUGACUUGAGAGUCCGAAAUGGUCAUCAGGAUUUUGAGGCAAGACGCCGACAUAUGAUUCACCUGGCUUUUUAUCAAUAGUCCAUUUUACAGUUGCGUGCUUGGUUGCCAAGCCUUUUACAACAAGGUCACCUUCAGCCUCACUUCAAAUCAGAGGCUUGGCAACUAAGCACACAACUGUAAAAUAGCCUAUUGUCUAAGCUCGCGCUCGAGAAGUCAAUUUCGUCUUAAUUCAAGGAAUUCCGUGCAAUAAAAUACAGGCAUUAUAAUCAGUCUAAUCAUCUUCGCGGCCUCUAUGUUUUCAGCAGUGUCAUAUGACAACCGUACCGUGAACGCAUUAUACAAACGUUUGCUUGCCUGACGAUCUUUUCGGCACGCACUCGACAAGUCUUCGAAAUUGUUGGGGAAUAAGCUUGGGAAGAAAGUUCAUUUUAAAAUUUGAAUGUUUAGUGAGUGAAGAAACAUCACGUCACGUGUUUCUAUUUCGCCGUGAAACAAAAAUCUUACAAGUUGAACUGUUUACCAACGGAACAUUUUCAUCUGGCGCAUGAAAAACAAUGUGCUCAUACUUUACUCCAGAUCUCUGUAUCAAAUCUUCUAUUGUAUAAGGCGUCUUACAAUGUUAAUAUACCACCUCAUUUACCACAUUCGCCUCUUAAAUGUCCACAGUUAAUCGUAAAGUAGGCUAUGCUGGAUCGUGGAUCAAAUCUGACCAUAUAAACGUUUUGAAAUUUUAACCUAAGACGCCUUACAUACUUUAUUUUGAGUGAUUGUACACUUAAUUCGUAGUAGAAAGAGUGGUUUAUUGACGUUUCUCCCCACUGCAAGUUCGCCCCCUGCCAGUUCACCCCAUCAAAUAUAGCAUGUUCGCCCUACGUUCACUAUUUUGCCCAAAGAUCUUCAACUCGUCUCCUUACGGCAAAACAUAUGGCCAUUGUGAUUUCUGUGGCAUUAUACUAGCUGUUGGUAACUGUUGCUUGUUUUGUCAGUGACAAGUUAAUAGCUGCAAAACCUGGUUGUUGAAAUAAGUCCUAGGCUAGAUCUGAGAUCUUAUUUGUUUAGUGAAAAUAUUGAUCGCCACUCUGCUACAUGCAGAACUAAAAAGCGAAAACUGGAUCAAGAACAGGAAAACCCCGAUGACUUCCGAGAGCCUUCUGUAGAGGAAGAUGAGCGGAUUUCCUCAGCCUUAGAGUACGAGUUUCCUGACGAUACGCAAGAUAUUUCUGACACCAGCACACAUGACACAUUUGGAGAACGAAAACUUAUUCCCAUGGAUGAGAGAAGUGAGUUUUUUUGGUUUUAAGUUCUACUUUUUAAAUUUGAUAAAUACAAAUACCAGUUUAAAAAAAUUGCAAUUUGCAAAAAAAAGUAUGAAGUAUAUACAGCUUCUGUUUUCUCAUCAGUGUCUCUUUUUGAUGACGAAGCUAAGUGCGAAGCCUUCGACAUGAAAAUAAUCUUUCACUAUCAUGCCAGCAAAACUCGUUUUCUUUAGAAAGUUGGGCAUUUAGCUUCGUUUUGAACGUGAGGGUUCUCUGGAACUCGGAAAUUUCCUAUUAGAUAUUUACUGGCGUCUUAUAGAUGUAACCUAACCUUUAUAGCAUCCUCAAAAGAUUAACCUUUGUCUAACAUCUGGUGCAAUCAUUUCCAUACAUGGAGAGACUUUAGUAUAUGAUUUGGUGAGCAAGAUUGAUUUAACCAAUGAGAACGUUUGAAAUACAAUAUCCCAGGCUGAGAAUUAAAUAGUUGGUAAUUGAGAAACCACUAUAAUGGUCAUAAACCAGAUCAGAACAUCCCAUUUUCUACCGUGAUACGGAUUUUGUACAUGGCGUGUAUGUAAAAUGGCAUUUUUCCAUACUAGAAUGUUAUGUUUAAAACCAUUGUUAUUAUCGUAAAUGUGAUCUUUUGCCAGAAGUUGACCACUUCAUAAGGUGCUCAGAUGAAACAAAUAUCUGGGUUCUCAAUCAGCAUGCAAGGAUUCAGCUAGUGUAUGCUCUUCAAAGCUUGUAUGCUGAGAAGGCCCGUAUGGAGUUUCUUGAUGUGAGCAGGGAGGCCCAGGAGGUAAAACACAAGCUUCGAUUGUGACAGUAAUAACGUCAACUAGAAAAACGUUGUUGAAUAUCUUUUACUUAAUGUUUUGUUCUUCCCUUUAGCCACAAAAGAUGUAGUUUCAAAAACAUCUUUUCACAGUGAUCAUGAUAGUCUCCCUUAAACGAAGAAAAAUGCGCAGAUUUGAAAUAUCCUCUUCUAUUUAGUUGGUCAUCUAUCAGUAUAUAAACAAAAUGCGUUGUAAGUAGUACAUUAUGUUGUAAAAAGAGCCAAAUUGAUGAAAAAACGGUGUGUAACCCCAUCUUUUCACGUGAAAUUGGUCCGGCUAUCAGCGAAUUCGUUCUCAUAACAACAAGUUCUUCUUUGUACCCUGAACACCGAAUAUGUAUUUUGCACAAUGACCCAUUUGUCUCGAAUAUUUAUUUUCGUUUCAGGGUCCCCUUUAGUGAAGAGCGAACUCAUUAUUUUGAAAUUUUCUUACCGCUCAUGUUGCUAGGUUUUUUAUGAUUUCAUUUAUGCACUUAUACUUGGUAAGGUAGGGAGUGUCUUUUAAGGACAAUUGACUUGGCUGUGCGCCUUUCCUUUUUCUCUUAAUUUUACUGUUGAACUUAUUCACAGAAACAUCACCAGUAUACAGCGUUGAGAAAUAAACAUGAGAUCGAUGUGAUGAGGCAAUGUGAAAUUAUUGGUAUGACGGUGACUGGUGCAGCCAUGAGAGCCAAUCUGCUGGGUAAACUAACAACACGUUGUAUUUGUUGUUGUUAUUGAUGUGAAUAUGUUGGUGGUAGUGCCGGUGCAAGUUCAUUUCAUCUCCUAAUCAACUUCAGACUGUAUGUUUAGUUUUCCAAUUUUAGGAUACUUCACAUAUAGCAUAGACUUUGUGAUAGUGUAGUGUGAUCGUCCGGGUUAGUGUAAUCUUAAGAUGGACUUUUGUCGGUAGUGGUGACUGACGUUUCGACAACCUGAGUAGAAGUCAUCAUUAGAAUCAAGAGAAUCAUUAGUUGUUGUCAGUCAAUUGAUCUAAGUCCGGUUCGUAUAAACUGAUUAAUUCAGUUUCGCCGUGAUGUUAUCCGCCGUAAGACUCAAGUGGCGUAGGUCGGUUGCGAUCGGUCGGUUUCGAUCUUUCAGUAAAGUCAGGUCGUUCUGUUCGGUUCGUCUGUAAUGUUAAUAUCAUGCAUGAGUCGUUUGUAUGGUGCCGGUAGAGGUUGACACCUUUUGAGGGAAAUUUGUUCUAUGUUUGCAAACCAGCUUUCCAGAGUCAGUCGUUGGAAGUAGUUGGUGCUGUCAAUUAGGCAUUGCGCAGAGUCCCAGUCAAUAGUGUGUUUCGUAAGUCGAUGAUGUUCAGCAAUGUGAUUGUUGAAAUCACCUUUCCUCGUCGCUAGCUUGUGUUUAGUCAGUCUUGUUGUGAGUUUUUGUCAGUCUCGCCGAUGUAGGAGGCGUGGCAGUCGGAGCGAUUGAUUUUAUAAACCGCUCCCUGUCUGGUCCUCGGUUCGUCCUUGUCCUUGACGUUUGUCAGUAACUGACGUAGUAAAGUGAUGGGUUUGUGGACGACGUGGAUAUUGAAGGGUUGUAGGAUGCACCAGAUGUUCUCAGACAUGCAAUAUCAGACAUGUCAUCACGAUGUAGUCCUUGGAAACAUACUAAAAUUGUUUAAGUUUGUCAACUAGCUCUUUUAAAUUACCCACUGUCCAAACAAUGAUUUUUUUUAAAAACUGGCGGGGAAUUCGGUAACUUCGCGAAUGUCAUUUCAGUCACAUAUCAUGCUAUCACUUCGACUGAUUCGUGAGAAUUUUUUUGAGAUGUGAAACCGAGAGCACCGACAUAGUGUGAAGUUGGGCUCAUUUUGCACUGACUUUUUAUUAUCGGGAUUAAAAUUAUGGUUAAAAUGGAGUUUCCGUUCGCUACGUAUGGUUCUGAAUGAUCGUAAUGCCUUUCCACUCACAGUUCAUUUGCUGUUGUUUAAUAUACUUUCAGAGGAAAUAAAGCCAUCAGUUAUGAUAGUAGAAGAAGCUGCCGAAAUCUUAGAAGGACAACUUGUGGCAGCUAUCCCGCCAUCCGUUCAACACCUUAUCAUGAUUGGUGAUCAUCAGCAGCUGAAACCUAUGGUACAAAACCCCAGACUCCGAAAGACUAAUAACCUUGAUGUCUCCAUGUUCGAGAGACUUGUGAACUGCAACAUUCCUUUCAAGCAGCUUGAGUAUCAAUGCCGAAUGAGAGACGACAUUGUUGAUUUGCUCCGAAGGCUAAAAAUCUAUAAGGAGCUUAAAACAAGGACGGAGGUAAAUGCUGGAAAGUAUGGACCGAAGUGGACAAUGGCUUUCGCACAAAGUUUAUCUAAUUGAAGGUUAUUAAUUUUCUUGGGUGGAGGACACCUAUUUGCCAGUGCUUUCCCUGCUGAGGCUAGGAGAGAAUCGGCGCUCUUAGGGGUUUAAAAAAACAUAAAUUCUUUGUGUUACUUACGUCAACGAUUCCCUCUGUUUAUUAACCUUACUGCCAAACCCAUUCUCCUCUCCUUGCUGGAUUUAAAUCACUCCUUUAGCUACAGUGAGUUAAAACUCGUUUUGCACGGAGUUACAGAGCUCGAAAUUUACAGUUAUUCGUUCUACCUCUCUAGCUAAUUCGCAACAAUGAUUUUCCACAUUGUGUGGAGAAGAGCAUGUACUUCUGCCGCCACACAAGCGAGGAGAAACCAUCAAAAGAUUCCCACAGCAAACGAAACGUCCACGAGGCCAGGAUGAUCACGGAAGCUGCAAAAACGUUUUGUCAACAGGGAGUUCAUCCAUCUAGAAUUACAGUACUUUGCGCAUAUCGAGGACAGGCAAGUGAACUUCGGAUGCUUUUAAUCUCUAAAACCGAAGUAUGAUUUGAUCCUGGGAACAUGGUGAUGAAAUUGAUAUCCUUUGCAAAGUUUAGGUGGGUCACAGCAGUUUACAGCUCUGUAGUUUUAAUUGACCAUUAUUGCUACUCUGAGUCUGGUGAUGGUGAAAUACUCGUAUUAAAAUGUCCAAUCUUUGCAAAUCAUAUUAUGACUGUCCUUGUUACUUUACUUAAGUUAAGCCAUCAUAACAACAUUAUAACCUGUUAAAUACAUUCUUAUUUUUAUCUAUGAAAGUUAGCAACCUAAAAUGAACUUGGAAACCACAUUUCUAUUUUUGAAUGGUGUUCUUUUCAUUAAAAUAAAACUUUUCUGUAAAUUAAGGAGGCUACAAAUCCCAGUUGUUUAAAAAUGUGCAAGAAGUUCCUAUUGUUUAAUGAUUUUGGAAUUGUUAAAUAAAGAAAAUGGGCGGGGGGGGGGGUGGCCAGCACUACGAGCACAUGUGAUAGCAUUUUGAUUGGUUGAUUGGUAAAUAUUCUUCUGUGACAACCUUUAUGUUAAAAAAAACGACCAUGACAUGUUCAGCAAAGUUUGUUUAAUACCUUCUUUUCAUCACCUCAUGUAGGAUGAUAGCUAUGAUACAUCGAAGAACAAGCAUUGUACACAGUUGCAAGUGCUACCGUUUGACUCUCAGAUACCUGAUCGAAUUGCAAUGUAUUUGUCAGUGUUUUCCUUUUUGGGGGGAAGACGAAGAACGCACCAUCCACCAUAUCACCCUUUAGAUGGGUGAUAUGGUGGAUGGUGCAAGGCUGGUGGAGGGCGAUUCUGAUUCUCACCUUUGAAGUAUCGCUUUCACCUAUUGUUGCUGAUGAGCCGUCCAUCGCAACGGUACACAGAACUCACAGGUUCUUUUUCGUUUUCAUGUUUUAUUCUCCGUACAAUAAGUCACUAAGAAGACUUAUGAAUUAGAAUAAAUUCUAGAAAACUCUCUCCCUGAAAACUCUUAAUUUUUGUCGUGUCCGGUUGUCUGAUUUUGCUCACACGUGUUCUGUACCUUAUUUGGUAGUACUCGCAAGUGUCACAAACUAAGAAGGGUCGGGGCUCGUCAAAACUCUUGAACACUGUCGAGGAAAACAAAUAAUAUUACAUUGCUUUCAGGAGGUUAUUUAGGGUACCAAUUGCUCUAUCUAUGUUGUCCCCACUAGAUCGAUACCUAGAGAAUACCACUGGCCAUUUUUGUAUGUUGUUGUAAUUGUUAAGGUAAUAUACUCCUUUUGCAGGUCACUGAAAUAAGAGAUUUCUUCCAAUCCUCAAAUGUUGAGAAAAUGGGUGAGAUUGGAGUGACGACGAUAGACGCUUUUCAGGUAUGGAAAGUUCCUCUCAUGUCUUUUAUCAAUGUGAAAUAUAAUAAUGGUUAACUUCUUUAAAAACAUUUAUCAUUUUCAGUUGAAAAUCCUUUCCUGAGUGUGGUCCCGAGGUAUCUAAACUUCUCAAACUCCGUGGUAAUAAAUUGAUAUGACUAAAAUCUUAUGGCAUUAUUGAAGACAGUGUAACGAGUUAACUUCAUUACUUCCCAAUGUAAGCAAUUCGCAAACAAUUCAAGGGUGUAAUGUGACUCGAACCCGUCACCCUCGCAAUCAUGGAGCGAUUCUGUACCAAAUGCGGUACUGCAAAGUGAAAUUUCGGGAUGCUGAUUUUAAUCCCGUGAAAGGAAUGGAAAAAUUUUAAAAAAGAACUAUCUACGACGUUUGAGAAUGAGGCUCUCAUCAUACCUAAUCAUUUUCUUCUACAGGGGCAGGAAAAUGACAUCAUUCUCGUUUCUCUGGUCCGAAGUAACAAUGAGAACGAGAUUGGUUUUUUGUCGCAGAAGAAUCGUAUUUGUGUGGCAAUUUCACGAGCACGUUGUGGCUUGUAUCUCUUUGGUAAUCAGGCUCAAUUGGAGUAUAGGUCACCAGUCUGGAGGGUGUGUUGAGUUAUUCUUAAUCUUGCAACAGAUAGUUGGGUGGCCUGUGACUUACUGUCACUUUUGUGGACUUCUGAUAAAAAAAAUCAGGUUUUUAGUCCCAUGACCAAGUUCUAGGGCAGAAAAUCUCUUUAUGAGUGUGCAUACUCCACCCAGGAAUAUAAUUGUUAGGGCAGCAUGAUGUAAUGCACUUUGUUUUUGUUUUGUUUUGUUUUUUUCUUUACGUGGCGGUUUUAUUGAGGGUAGUUCGUGAUAGACGAGCGUUCCACCAAGAUGCUUAAAGAAACUUGGAAUCAACUGUAUUUGUUAUCUUAUGACAAAUGUGAUGGAGUUUCUUGAUCUUAAGUCGGUUUGAAAUGGAUUAUAUUCCUCCUAGAGGAAAACUUAUAUUGGUGUUAUGUUUUAGCUUUUGUUUGGUAUGUAAACACAACUUCAGAACAAAGAGAAUGGUUAAACGUUAAACUUAACAAGAAGGAAAAAUGAUGAAGUAUUCCUUUCUUUGCCAGGCUAUCGUCAAGUUCAUGAAAGAGAAGGAUUGUCUCGUUAAAGAAAUUCCAUUUGUAACUGUAAGUAACACGCGAAGUGUUAACUGUAAUAUAAGCACUUGUUAUGCUGUCGUUCAAUUUCUUCCGAAUUUGAGUUAUGAACGAAACACGAGAUACAGUGUUUCCUACGUUUAGUGGGUAACCUCCGCCCCCCGAGUAAGCGCCUCACUCUAAUGAGCACGACAUUUGGGACUAAAUAAUCGCUGCGGCCGUGGCACGGCGCUUAUUCGAGGAAUUGAUUCUCAAGCUCCAAUGCUACAUACACAGUUGGAUAUCCUGAGGCAACUAGAUGCAAAUCCCUUCUAUGGCAAUAAAUCCAAAUUCUGAACUUCACCCUAAAUUCGUAACCUUGGUUUGUUUAACUUUCAUGCCUGCCCUAAAUAUUUGGGUGAUUUCAGUACGUAGUAAAAACUUUUAAACCAAACUCAAGAAAUCCAAGGAUAUGAUUGAUACAGAAACACAACCUUUCAAAUUUCUUUCGUUUCAACUUUUACAUGAAGGCUUCUGGUAGCCGUUCUGAGGGUGAACCCGAGAGCAGUUCUUCUUUAGAUGGAAAAAGACAUGGAGUUAGUAAGUACAGGAUAUUUAUUGUCUUGUUUACGGUUAUCUAUGAAACUCAUCGUAAUGAGCGUGGAACAAAGAUUAAAACUGUUCUUGUUCUUUGUUUGAAAAGCAACAUCUUCGUAUCCAGAUUUGGAACGUAGUGUACCCUGGUGAUUCUUAUGAUGCAUACGUGUGAACUUUAAUAUAAGUCUGGACUGUUAACAGAAAAAAAGCGCCGAAUGCAUGUGAAAUCUGGUGGCAAUACUGCAUUCUAAAGCGUCUUUUUUAUAUUUUUGUGAUCUUUAGCAAACAUAACGUUGAAUGCGCAGAUCAUCAAUGCAGUUAUUGGAGAAAAAGGGACGUUGCAGUUUACAACUGGUGAGGUUUUUUGAAGGUGUUUUUGUAUUUACCUAUCCUUUUUUACCCCAAUAUUUUGCUGUAAGGGGAAAUUCUUGCCGCACGGCUGAAAGCUAUCGUUUCUUGUCAUUUUUUCUAUUUUCAUUUUUGUCAUGUUACUUUUUGAGACCUUCUUCAAGAUCAUGGCCAGUUUCCUUUCAUUAUUUAAGUUAACCAACAGUCUAACAGUCGAAGUGAGUGGCAUGUUAAUUACUAUUGCGGGUGAAGAGAAAUCGUCUCCAAAGUAUCCUAUGAAGCAGCAACCCUGUGACUACGCCGUGAUAAGGUGGUCAACCCUCUGAGUUAUGAAUAAAGUCGGUUCGUUUAAACCGUAAGAAACUGGCAGUGUUGACUCACUUGUGUGCCAGAAGGAAAUUAAUGUACUGCGGCUAUAAACCCACUUAACACUAGGUUCGCGUGCGAUAUUUGAGUCUAACUGCCGCCAUCUCGGAUUGCACAGUUUUAGAGCAAAAAGAAUAAGUCACCUCACUAUCCUGUACGAUUAAUAGGAAGGUGUGAACUUCAGUUUUAUAGCUGCAAACUAAGAAACGGCAAGAGUCAUCGCAAUUUUUCUCCUCCUAGACAAGUCUACGUCGCGAGAGAUGAUAACUCAUAAUUUUCCAAUACCUGCAUCUGGUGAGAUAAAUGUUCAGAGUCUGUCGUCCGCUGGGACGCCCUUACAAGAAACAGAGAAAUCGAAGGUCGAGACUGAAGAGCAGACGGAAGAGAAAGGCAAAUUCCCUAUUCAGGAGGAAGGUUUUGAAGAAUUUAAAAAGGAAAAGCCAGUGCAAGAGACGCAAGUAUCAAGAGAAGCGCAAAAAGUGAAGGACGAGGACAUAAGAAAAGCGGGCGAAGACGACAGAUUCCAACAAGAAUUUAAUAAAGGAGAACCACUUCAGGCCGAAAACGACCGUUCCACCGAAGCAAGUGAAAGUUACAAAGAAGAGGCGUCACCCAUACAGGAGACGAUGGCCGCGGGUAAGGGACCUUUUGAAGAGACUGGGCUUGAAGUUAGCGUGAAGAUACAGCAUUCGGACGAGAAGGAAUAUUAACUACUACCUGAUCUUAAAUGCUCACUAGCAAAAAAAAAUUAAUAGGAAUAGUUGUAGAAUAUAGUGUGUUCAUAGGAAGACAUGCGUUUAACUUUGUAACUCGCCGUUAAUCCUGUGUAAACAACUAAGGCCUCCAGCUGUCUUCGGUGAUCAUAAGUUUUAACUUUUGACAAUUUUUAUCUAUGCGCAACAUUUUGUGUGCUUAAGGUUUUAAGGGAUGCUAUUCUGAUUUGUAGAUUUUGCUAUAAUCAUGUUAUAAUUAAUGGCACUUUGCAAAGGAAAGCAAAGUCUGUACCUCUGCCAGAGCUUAUCCUGGUUUCCUUAGCGUGAGGCGAGUAGGAGUAUUACCCCUCCCCCCUGGUUUGGGGUGCUGGUUCUUCAGGGUGGAGAGAGGCACUGUGAUAGUAAAGUAUUUUGAUAAAGAACCGAACAAAAUGACCCGGCUAUCUCUCUAACCCAGACUCCAGCGCACAAAUCAUCAGGCCACAACGUGUUCCACUAAGUACCUUGUAGGUGGUUAAUUUUAGCGCUUACUCAUCAUUUACCAAUCUGCGGCAAGCACAAACUAUUGCUACUUUUAAAUCCGGCUGCAGGGGUUUCCUUUUUGAUAAUAAAUAAGUUAAUUAAUCACACAACAUUCAUGGAAAGCAGGCACUUCGCUAUUGUUUUUAUUUGUUGUUAUUAGAUUUAAUUAAACAAUGUAAUUAAUGCAAUUUUAGUAACUACUUUAAGUCCUGAUGUUUUAUCUGUGUAUAAAUGAAGUUAAAUAAAUAAAUAACUCUCAGGUACCAGGCACGCUAUCACUGGCCGAUUUCACCGGAUAUGGGAGCCUUCAAGUGCUUACCGUUCUUAGCCAAGUGUAACGAGAGAAUUUUCAGUUUUUAAGGUUACUAUGCUUAAUGCUAUCGAAACAACAUUGAGACUGCGGAACUUUUGCGAAGCUCAGCAAAGCGUAAGUGCUGUCAGUUGUUGUUCAGCCAGCCUUGAACAGUUGUUGUUUGACAUUAUCAGUAGUUAGUGUUUAACUGUAGCCGUUACCUGUCCUAGUUUUUUCUUUAGUUGUUUGCGGUGCUUUGAGAUUGAUUAAUCUUGUGAAAGGCAAAAUUCCUUUCUAGCCAAUCGUUGUUAUUGAAAUGUAUAGGGUGGUUCAAAGCGUGACUUAAUCCUUUAGAUAAUUCAUGGCAUUACCUAAUCCUUUGUAGUUUGGGCUUGGAUAGAACUGUGUCGUAAAGGUUUCUUUGGUUUCAACAAGCGUUGUGCCUGGUCACAACGAGUGUAGCACUUGGUCAAGGAUAGGUCGGUAUUUGAUGAGGAUUUGGUGUAUCUUGACGUACCAGGACCGCAAUUUAAAGCGCGUGUUUAAGACAAAUUUAUUGUGAAAGUUUUUUGUCCUAAGUGUAGUCCCAACCUUCGCGCUGUCAGCGAGUGUUCCCCCAUGAACUUGUUUGAGUUUUUUUCCCACCCGUACUGUUAUUUGUGAAGCAAGACACAUUUUUUAAAGGCAAGAAACCUGUUUUUACACAAGAGAGAGAAGGGGAGAAAGGGAGAGUAAGAGAGGAAACUUCUAAUUUGUCUGAAAUAAACGCACA